This is a messenger RNA of Juglans microcarpa x Juglans regia, 2680 nucleotides long. Its product is annotated as RING-H2 finger protein ATL13-like. NCBI's taxonomy places the organism in Eukaryota, Viridiplantae, Streptophyta, Magnoliopsida, Fagales, Juglandaceae. The record is from RefSeq and is a predicted model, not a curated record.
AACUCCAGAGAACUUCCUCACUUUUCAAUUGCAAACAAAAUCCAUAUAUACUCGAAGCAUCGGUUUCUACUCUUUCCAAAUACUCCAUCUCUCUCUCUCUCUCUCUCUCUCUCUCUAAACUUAAUUGGUGACUUCCACCCAUUUUUUGUCCUGCCCAGGAGAGGGAUUGAUGAUCCUUAUUCCUCGGUACCGACUUCACAGAUAAGAAUUUAGAAGUGGAAUAGAAGAACCGAGAAGUGUGAUCAGGGUGAGAAGAAAUGUUUAAAAAGAGGGAAAAAAGCAGACUCAUUUGAGUUCACAUUUCGAAACGUGGAAUAAAAAAAUAAAAUAUGUUCCGAAGACUGCUUUUUUGUUCUUGAGAUAUUAAAUGGGCAUCGAGGUUGAUGCAAGGGUUACUUUGAAGUCAAACAGAAUAGCCCAUUUCAUGAAAACAAACCAGUAAAGUCACCCCAUUUUGUUCCUUUCUUUUUUUUGUUUAUCCAAUCAAUGGGAUUUACGGUCUAUAAUUUGUAGCUAAUAAGUCGUAUUCUCGUUAUUAAUAUUAUUAUUUUUGUUGGCUCUGUGGAUUGAUUUGUGGUUACUCCUUUCGAAAUCUCACCUUCUGGCACCAUUUAUUUCUACCCUCUAAAACUCCCAUUGAAUUCAAUGAAUUCUCUCUCCAGGCCUCUUUCUGUCUCUUCCUGGCUCUCUCUCUCUCUCUCUCUCUCUCUCUCCAGCAAGAGAAAAAAAAGGAUUGAGGUGAACUAAUCCGUUGAAGUAUUACUCUUUAGGGCUUCUCCAUUUGGUCUUGGAUUUGUUUGUUGGUGGUACUGCAUGAAACUCUUCAUAUUUAAUGAUUCGUUCUGAAAUUGGUAUUUUUGGGUGAGUUUUUCGUGUUCUUUCUUUAGAAAAUAUGGAACGGUUGUUCCUCGAAAUCAAAGAACGAAACUUUGCUCCUCCCACACAAUCAUAUCUCCUUUCUCAGCCACCCCCACCCCCACCACCCACUCUUCAAUCUGAUAUCUUCAGAUUGAACAACAAGGUCAGUCCAAGCAUACUGCUCAUCAUUAUAAUUCUUGCCAUCAUCUUCUUUGUUUCUGGUUUGCUUCACCUUCUUGUUAGAUUCCUCAGGAGACCCCAAAAUAGAGACCCAGAUGAUUUGGAGAGUGUGACGGCUUUUCAAGGGCAAUUGCAGCAACUCUUCCACCUCCAUGAUGCUGGGGUUGACCAGUCCUUCAUAGACACCCUCCCUAUCUUCCAUUACAAAGCCAUUAUAGGGUUGAAACCCUUUGACUGCGCUGUCUGCCUCUGUGAAUUUGAGCCCGAAGACAAGCUCAGGUUGUUGCCAAAAUGCAGCCACGCCUUUCACAUGGAAUGCAUUGACACAUGGCUCUUGUCUCACUCCACUUGCCCACUUUGUAGAGCUAGCUUGCUCCCUGAUUUCUCUCCAAAUCGCAACUGCUCACCCAUUGUACUUGUUCUUGAAUCUGGAAGUGAGAGCUCAAGAGAGAUUAUCCCAGAGGCUGCUCCUGGCAGAACCAGUUCAGUUGGAAGAACCGAUCCUCGUCUGGGUUCGCAUUGUGUCACUGAAUUUGGGUCCGCACGCAUCGAUUUAUCGCAUAAAUCUGGUGAUUUGGGUGCAAAAGAUGAUCCCAGACCAACCGUGACGGUGAAUUCAAAGGAAAAAGUAGUGCCUGUUAAGCUUGGAAAGUUCAGGAAUGUGGAUGGAGGUGAAGGUAGUAGCAACAACAACGUGGAUGCAAGAAGAUGUUUCUCAAUGGGUUCGUUUGAGUAUGUAAUGGAUGAGAAUUCUUCGUUGCAAGUACCCAUUAAAACCCCAGUGAAGAAGCAAUCAAGCAAGAAGCUUUCUUUGCCAUUAACGCCCGGCCACAGGCUAGCAAUGUCUGAAUGUGACUGUGAAUCCAGAAGAGAAUUCAAAUUCAACGGGUUUGAAGCAAUUGGAAAUUUUGAAGCAUACCGGGAUCCUAAUCUUAACAGCAAUGCCAACGGCAAUGGAAGUGCUAUUGGAAGGAGCAAAAGAGAGAGCUUCUCUGUUUCAAAGAUUUGGCUCCGAGGGAAGAAGGAGAAGCAGAGUGCAUCAGCUGAUGCAUCGAGGCGGGCGGUCUCGUUCCGGUUUCCGGUGCACCGGAGUGUUGUAGCCGAAGAAGAUUUGAAGGCCAAGAAUGGAGAUGGGGGUGCAAGGAGGAGUAUUUCUGAGAUUAACAUUGGGAGGCGCGAGAAUGGAGGGAAUGAAUUGUGUUGUCACGAGGAAAGGCAGAGCUGUAACAAUUUGGAUUCUCAAGCAAAGGUACCAUCUUUUGCAAGGCGGACAUUGCUCUGGCUCACGGGCAAACAAAACAAGGUCGUUCACUCGUCCUCGGCAUCAAAUGUCUAGUUUCGUUCUAUUUCUUCUUCGAUCUUCUUUCUUAGAUUAAUUUAAAUUUGAUUGCCUAAUCAUGGAAGGUAUAAUUAGAACAUCUGCAGUUGAGAAUAGAAAGAAGAGAUUUCAAGCGUGUAAAGAGAUCUGAAGUACUGAACUGGACACAAGACUCCCUGCAUUUCACUGAUAAUUUUUUUUUUUUUUUUUUUUUAAUAUUCUGCCAAACUCAGAAACAAAAAAUGCUAGCAUUUUCAAUAAGUCUCUGCCACGAAAAGUGUGCAAAUAAUAAUUUUUUUUUAAAGUAUUCUUUCAGUUCUAUUU